AUGUCUUCAUCGCUAGUCGCUCGUCAGGUCAGAUUGUAUAGCUCGGUUAAUGGAUUUAAGUCUCAAGCGCCUGCUUUAAGCUAUUUCCAGCGGGCUAAGUUGCCGGCAAACACUAUCAUUAAAUUUGUUCCUCAACAAACUGCUUACGUCGUCGAACGAAUGGGAAAGUUUCUGAAAGUACUAAAGCCGGGUAUGGCUAUUCUAAUCCCUAUCUUGGACAAAAUCACGUAUGUCCAAUCUUUGAAGGAGACCGCUAUCGAGAUUCCUUCUCAGAAUGCGAUUACAGCUGACAACGUGUCUCUCGAACUUGAUGGCGUUUUGUACGUGAAGGUGCAUGAUCCUUAUAAAGCAUCUUAUGGAGUGGAAGAUUUCAAGUUUGCAAUCAGCCAACUUGCACAGACUACAAUGAGAUCAGAAAUUGGCUCUAUGAACCUCGAUUCUGUAUUGAAAGAAAGACAGAAGUUAAACGUGAACAUUAAUAAAACAAUCAAUGAAGCGGCACGGGAGCAUUGGGGUGUCGAAUGCUUGCGUUACGAGAUUCGGGAUAUACAUCCUCCCCAGAAUGUCUUAGAUGCGAUGCAUAGACAAGUGAGUGCCGAUAGAGCGAAAAGGGCGGAGAUCUUGGAGUCCGAAGGAACACGGCAGUCAAGGAUCAACAUUGCUGAAGGUGAGAAACAAGCAGCAAUUCUUAAUGCUGAGUCCACUGCCUUAAGUAUUGAACGUAUCGCAAGAUCAAUCAGUGAAACAGCCGGUGGAAGAGAUGCUGCCAAUCUUCAAGUCGCCCAAAAGUAUAUCAAGGAAUUUGGCAGGAUCGCCAAGACUACUAACACGGUGGUAAUUCCUUCAAACAUGAAUGAUCUUAAUGGAAUGAUUGCUUCUGGUUUGUCGAUUUUUGACUCCAUGAACAAAUCAAACAAGAAGCCCAUCGAGUAA
This is a messenger RNA of Candidozyma haemuli, 933 nucleotides long. It is a transcript of the gene SLP2, whose product is annotated as Slp2p. Gene Ontology annotation, cellular component: membrane. NCBI's taxonomy places the organism in Eukaryota, Fungi, Ascomycota, Pichiomycetes, Serinales, Metschnikowiaceae. Bases 1 to 933 code for a protein of 310 amino acids. The record is from RefSeq and is a predicted model, not a curated record. The transcript has a single exon.